UUUACUUUCAGAGGGGACCCUCAUAUUGUUUGCCACAUUGAGCCGCAAAGUGAGAGAGCAAAGGGAUGGUUCUUCCUUUUUUCUUCUUACUCCUCAUUGUGACUCAAGCCUGGUCAGUGAGACCCCAACAACUCCAACAACAAAGCAAAAACAUAUUCAUCUUAGCAGGACAAAGCAACAUGGCCGGACGUGGAGGCGUGGUUAACAACACCAUUACCGGCAUAGCCACAUGGGAUGGCAUUGUCCCACCCCAGUGCUCUCCUAACCCCUCCAUUCUCAAACUCAGUGCAAACCUGACGUGGGUUUUAGCCCAUGAGUCUCUCGAUUCGGAUAUUGAUUUUAACAAGAUUAAUGGGGUUGGACCAGGCAUGGCUUUUGCCAACUAUGUGUUGGGUAAAGAUCCCAAUUUUGGGAUCAUUGGUCUGGUCCCUUGUGCCGUAGGAGGGACUAAGAUAAGUCUGUGGGAAAAAGGGACUUUCCUUUACAAACAGAUGAUGAAGAGGGCUCAAGCUUCUGUGCAAAAUGGUGGGACAAUCCAGGCGCUUCUAUGGUAUCAAGGAGAAAGUGAUACAGAGAGUCAAGAAGAUGCCAAAUCCUAUAGAGCAAAAUUGAAGAAGUUUUUCUUGGACGUCCGAGAUGAUUUGCAGUCUCCUAUGCUCCCUAUAAUCCAGGUGGCUCUAGCAUCAGGUUCAGGACCUUAUAUAGAGAUUGUUAGAGAAGCUCAGAUGGGAAUUGACCUACUGAACCUGCGAACCAUUGAUGCCAAGGACCUGCCACUUGAACCGGAUAACCUGCAUCUAACCACAGCAGCGCAGGUUCAACUUGGGAAGAUGUUCGCUGAUACAUUCCUUAAAUUUCUACCCAGUGGUCCUAUUGUGAGUCCUAUUGGCAGUAGUGCACCUAGGAAUUCUUCUAAUUUUGUUGUUAACAUUUUGAUAGUUCCAUUAUUACUAUGUAUCAGAAUGAUCCUAACUAACAUUGUCUAACAAUCAGAUAGCUUUUGCAAAUAUGGAAAAAAAAUACUAAAUUGUGAAAUAGAUCUUUAUGAAAUAUGAGAAGGGAAAAAGAUUGUACAUUUUUAUUGUGGUUA
Quercus lobata is the source of this 1090-nucleotide messenger RNA. RefSeq names its product probable carbohydrate esterase At4g34215. The record is from RefSeq and is a predicted model, not a curated record. The transcript has 2 exons. The coding region runs from base 66 to 986 and encodes 306 amino acids. Lineage: Eukaryota; Viridiplantae; Streptophyta; Magnoliopsida; Fagales; Fagaceae.